UUCCAUGCUACCAUAAAAAAAUCACAUACCUGGAUGUAUAAGUCAGAAUAUUAGAUAAAAUAAUUAAGGACUAAUUAUUAUUAAGUGAGAGCGUUCAGCUCUGGAAUAGAUGGCCUCAAAGUCGGGGUUAGCCGGUGCGGUGGGGAUAAAUUUGGGUGGGUUCAUUUGACUCAAACCAGUAGGAGCUAGUGAGGCAAUGAACAGGUGUCAAGCUCAGGAAGGAUCUUCACAUCUUUCACCGCCAUAGGACAGAAGUUGGAUAUUUAUGUUGUGGCCAUGGGCCAUGGCAGAGCAGUUAGGCAGAAGGAAGAAGAGGAAAUGAGUUCGAGGGGUGACGGAGGAGGAUGGUCCAUAAGCGCACCACCAGCGCAGGUGAUAGCCGUUGCAGGCAUCGUGGGGUUCUGGCUGUGGUUCCCAUGGCACCCAAGCAGCAACAAGGCGAGCAGCAGCAGCAUAUACAUGAAGAUUCUGCUGCCGCUUCUGCUGAUGUGGAUGGCUUACUCUGUGUUAAGAUAUGGACGCCUUUGCCUUGUGGCUGAGGCACCCAAGCUGAGUGCCGGUCGUGGUGGCGGCCACUCGCCUUGGGGCGUUGCUUUCUUGCUUCUCUUGCUUCUGCUUUUGAUAUCAUACCACCCCAAUUGGUAACUUUUCACAUCUCUUGUUCCUUCCCUUCACAACACUUACUGGAAUAGCGGGUUUUGCAGCUUUUUCUCUUUACUCCUUUUGUUUGCUACUGUUAUGCUUACUUCAUGUACAAAGGCUACGUUUAAAUGUGGUAAGUUAUUUCCUUUUGCUC
Messenger RNA from Prosopis cineraria, 796 nucleotides. RefSeq lists its product as uncharacterized. The record is from RefSeq and is a predicted model, not a curated record. The transcript has a single exon. Lineage: Eukaryota; Viridiplantae; Streptophyta; Magnoliopsida; Fabales; Fabaceae. Bases 277 to 645 code for a protein of 122 amino acids.